AUGUCCUCUACUUUCUUUGAUAUGCUUAACAAACGGGCGAAAACCACGUUGCUCUGUAUAGGCUUAGACCCACGGGCUGACACUGCAGCGGCAGCAGUUCUCGAGUGCAAGCGGAUUAUUGACACCACAUCCAACUAUGCGGCGGCAUAUAAGCCUAACGCAGCCUUUUUUGAGUGUUUUGGAGCAGCCGGUUGGUCGGCACUCGAAGAAGUGAUCGCUCACAUUCCUCAGGACAUUCCCGUUUUGUUGGACGCGAAGCGUGGUGAUAUCGCUGACACGGCAGAGGCAUAUGCGAAAUCUGCCUUCCAACGCCUCAAGGUACACGCCAUAACUGCUUCACCAUACAUGGGGGGUGAUUCCCUGCAACCCUUUCUGAAGUACUCAUCGAAGGGAGUAUUUGUUUUGUGUAAAACCUCCAACAAGGGUUCCAGUGAGCUUCAAUGCCUACAAACAAAUGGGCAGUCUCUAUAUGAAACCAUUGCCGAACGUGCUGAGAGAGUUUGGAAUUACAACCGUAAUGUCGGUUUGGUUGUUGGUGCCACGGACCCUGUUGCCCUCUCCCGCGCACGAGCAUGUGCCCCCACAUUGUGGAUUUUGGUUCCUGGUGUUGGAGCACAAGGCGGCGACCUGAAGGCAGCACUGCAAGCUGGGCUGCGUACGGACGGGAGCGGUCUGCUAAUUAAUGUCUCACGUGCAGUAACCCAAGCGAAAGAUCCGCGCGCGGUGGCACAAAAGCUCUGCGAGGAUAUUAACCGUAUCCGGCUGCGCACAAACAAUGUGUCGGAAAUGGCAGGCGCACUUGUGGCAUCGCAAUGUGUACGCUUUGGUAAGUUCACUCUGAAGUCAGGGAAAACAUCGCCCAUUUACAUUGAUCUGCGCCGUCUCGUAACACAUCCGUUGAUAAUGCGUUUGGUGGCCCGUCACUACGCGCGUAUAUUAACCACUAUGCAGUUUGACCGCAUUGUGGGUUUGCCCUACGCUGCGCUCCCUAUUGCGACCGCCAUUUCACUUGAGAUGAAUGUUCCUCUUAUCUACCCACGCCGGGAGAGGAAAGAUUAUGGUACGAAGGGUCUCAUUGAGGGAGAUUUUCAGAAAGGCGACCGUGUGGUAAUUGUUGACGACCUCGUGACAACAGGUGAGACAAAAGUAGAGGCUAUUGAGAAGCUGAAGGCAGCCGGGCUUCAUAUUGUUUCCAUAGUUGUGCUCAUUGACCGAGAGAUGGGCGCCAAAAAGUUCCUCGGUAGUCUUGGUUAUGAGUUCCAUGCAGUUGCCACACUUUCUCAAUUACUCCCGCUUUGGUUACAGCAAGGCGCCAUUACGGAUAAGCAGAUGCGAGAAGUCACCGCCUUCAUGUUGGAAUCCACUAGCAAGCUGUAA
Molecule: messenger RNA, 1377 nt
Organism: Trypanosoma brucei brucei TREU927
Lineage: Eukaryota; Euglenozoa; Kinetoplastea; Trypanosomatida; Trypanosomatidae
Product: orotidine-5-phosphate decarboxylase/orotate phosphoribosyltransferase, putative
Exons: 1
Coding region: 1-1377 (458 amino acids)
Biological process (GO): pyrimidine nucleotide biosynthetic process; 'de novo' pyrimidine nucleobase biosynthetic process
Molecular function (GO): orotate phosphoribosyltransferase activity; orotidine-5'-phosphate decarboxylase activity
Source: RefSeq, a predicted model, not a curated record